Molecule: messenger RNA, 879 nt
Organism: Pneumocystis murina B123
Lineage: Eukaryota; Fungi; Ascomycota; Pneumocystomycetes; Pneumocystales; Pneumocystaceae
Exons: 1
Coding region: 1-243 (80 amino acids)
Source: RefSeq, a predicted model, not a curated record
AUGUCAAAUCAACAAUAUAAAGUCAAAGCAAUAUAUUUGUCCCAGGAAAAACAAAUUAAAACAUUUGAAUAUGAUUUAUUAAAGCCAAAUGAUGAAUUUUCGAAAAAUGAUUUUCUUAUAGAACUUGAAAAAAAUAUUAUAAAAAUACAAGAAGAUUGUAAUAAAAUUCUUACUGAAAAAAUAAAUGAAAAAUAUCCAAAAACGAUUCCAGAAAAUGAUGAGGAUAGAAGGAAUCAAGUGUAACGAUUCAUUUAAUGAAUUUAUAUUAAAAGUAUAAAUUAAAUUUUUGUAAAAUAAUUGCAGAUAUAAAGAUUUUAUUUGGCAGUAUAUGGCAUAUUUUGUGCUUUUAAAAAUGCUCGUUGGCAUCCAUAAUGCACAAUAGAAUCACUAAACAUAAUAUUAAUUUAAAAAAUAGUGAUAAAAAGAAAUACUUUGGGAAUAUAGCAAGAACACUUUGUCCUAAACGUUUAUGACAGUUUCCGCAAGUUUUUUCAGAUGUUAUUGUAUAUUUCUUGUUGCAAGCAUCAAUCAAUUUAUUCUGGUAUUUCAUUAAAUUAGCUAUAUGUAAAGAAGAUAUAAUUUUCCCAUUAAUAAUGUCUGUUGUCUUAUUCUGAAUUGAAGUUUCUAAGUAUAAUUUGAUAUCGGAUAUUUUAAUGUUCAAAGGAAGACAAGAUGCAACUGUUUCAAUUUUAAUAUAUGAUCUAUAUAGAGAAAGAAGAUCAAGAGCAUUGGAUAACUGUAUUUCAUGACCAUCUGGAGGUUUCAAAAGAAGAUUUAAUAGAAUCAGAAAUAUUUCGUCACUUGAUUCCGUAUUAUUCAUAGAAUACACUUUUAUACAAUAGCUAUAACUCAAUUUAAAAUCACAAUUUCUUAAAUAUA